Hippocampus comes (tiger tail seahorse) is the source of this 1360-nucleotide messenger RNA. It is a transcript of the gene ppt1, whose product is annotated as palmitoyl-protein thioesterase 1 (ceroid-lipofuscinosis, neuronal 1, infantile). Gene Ontology annotation, biological process: receptor-mediated endocytosis; protein depalmitoylation. NCBI's taxonomy places the organism in Eukaryota, Metazoa, Chordata, Actinopteri, Syngnathiformes, Syngnathidae. Gene Ontology annotation, cellular component: lysosome. Gene Ontology annotation, molecular function: palmitoyl-(protein) hydrolase activity. The record is from RefSeq and is a predicted model, not a curated record. The coding region runs from base 100 to 1011 and encodes 303 amino acids. The transcript has 10 exons.
UUUGCUACGGGACCCCUCCCCUUCGCUCUGAUUGGCUGGUCAGCCUACCAGUCGUCACGUGAUAAGAAGCUAUCUGAAGAUUUCAAGAACGGUUCCAAGAUGACACUGGUUGUGCUGUGGUUCCUCCUGGUGGCUCCAAUGAUGCUGGUUGCAAGCAGGCCCGCUCAAGAUUCCAUCAAUGGGACAGUACCUCUGGUUAUGUGGCAUGGGAUGGGUGACAAUUGCUGCAACCCGCUCAGCAUGGGAGGAAUGAAGAAAAUGAUCGAACAGGAGAUUCCGGGAAUUUAUGUGCUUUCAUUAAUGAUCGGCAGUAAUAUUGUGCAGGACACCACAAAUGGAUUCUUCAUGAAUGUCAAUGAGCAGGUCUCAUUGGUGUGCAGUCAGCUGGCCCGGGACCCUCAUUUAAAGGGAGGAUAUAACGCGAUGGGAUUCUCACAGGGGGCGCAAUUUCUGAGAGCCGUGGCACAGCGAUGCCCUUCUCCACCGAUGAAGACGUACAUCUCUGUCGGGGGCCAGCAACAAGGUGUGUACGGGCUGCCGAGGUGCCCGGGAGAGUCAUCUCACAUCUGCGACAUGAUCCGAAAGGCCCUUAACACCGAAGCUUACACCGACGUGGUUCAGAAACAUCUGGUGCAGGCCCAGUACUGGCAUGACCCUUUAAAUGACGACCUGUACAAGAAGCACAGUCUCUUCCUGGCGGAUAUCAACCAGGAGAGGGUUGUAAACGAGACUUACAAGAAAAAUCUUCAGACGCUGGACAAGUUUGUCAUGGUUAAGUUUCUGCAUGACACGGUGGUGGAUCCUGUUGAUUCGGAGUGGUUUGGCUUCUUGAAAACGGGUCAGGCCAAAGAGACUGAAACGCUGCAGGAGAGUAUACUGUACAAAGAGGAUCGCCUGGGCCUGGCUGCCAUGGACAAGGCAGGAAAGCUGAUUUUUCUUGCAACAGAAGGGGACCACCUGCAGUUUACUAGAGAAUGGUUCAAUGCAAACCUGCUGCCUUACUUGCGCUGAGAGGGAGGGAAGGAAAAAAAAAAAAGGGAAUGCAGAAAGUAUAGCAUUCCCCACCAUUGCACUGAUCUGUAGCCUGUUGUUGGUGAACGGUAAAGCCAAUUUGUACCAGUCUUCUGUGGUCUUAUUUCCUUUGUGAAAUAUUUUUUUUAUUCGGUUAAAAUUUGCUUUUGGAAUGUUAAGAACCUUUUACAAGAUUAAGAGAGUUGCUGUUGACAUGUGCUUCUAAAUCCAAAUAAAGACGAGAAUGUUAUUGCAACGUUUUAAUGAUCUCUCCGGUACUAAUGAGCAGUAAUCUGAUUGUGAAACCAACUCCCUCCCCACACACACACAAAAAACAACAAAAAAAAAA